Molecule: messenger RNA, 1092 nt
Organism: Protopolystoma xenopodis
Lineage: Eukaryota; Metazoa; Platyhelminthes; Monogenea; Polystomatidea; Polystomatidae
Source: the annotation of a GenBank genome assembly
AUGUCUUCACCAAUAUAUUUGCAUAUUUUUAUUUUUCCUGAAACUCUAGGUAUCCCUCUUGAGUUUGUGCAGCCCCUGCAGGACUAUUGUAUCACAGAACUCGUCACGGAACCAUUCACCUUGUCCUGUCAGCUAUCUCGGGCUCCUCGAACACCAAUUAUUUGGACUAAGGAUAAACGACUACUUUUGCCAGAUGGAGGCGAUUCCAAACGCGUUCACAUCGAGGAAGACAUGAAAGGAACGGUGCACAGGAUUAUUUUUGACAAAAUAGUGGAGACAGAUCUUGGCGUCUAUAGCAUCCAGGCAGAGAAAGUGCUCAGCACUGCCAGGCUGGAUAUGCGAAGAAGCAUUUGUUUACAUCUUGUUUCCUAUGCGAACAAGAUGAGGGAAAUCCAUUUUUCACAUGUUUUUCUCAUUUUGUUUCUAGUUGCACCAACAUUGCUAACUACAGAUCUUUCAAGUGAGAUAGUCAUGGUGGCAGGUACCUCUAACGUUAUCGAUGUACCUUUUCUGGCCAGCCCAAAAUCAAAAGUUACUUGGACCUGCGGCCGUCCGGGAGACAUUGUGCCCUCUCAGAAACCUCGUUUCAAAAUAGACACAGGGUCAGGUUCUACCUCGCUAGCACUUGUUAAGGUGCGCUUAGAAGAUGAAGGCGUCUACCAAGUUUGCAUCGCCAACGAAUUAGGAGACUGCAUCCUGCGCCUCAACCUUAAAGUACUCGAUCGGCCUUCAGCGCCCAGACAGCCCGAAGCCAAGGAUAACACUUCUGAAUCGCUCAUACUUACAUGGUUACCUCCUGAAUCACCCGGUGUUUUGCUCAGCCCUGAGCUCGAGCCUGAGGUUCUUGAAUACUUGGUGGAGUGCCGCGAAGUAUCUUCCAAGGUCUGGCGUGAGAUAGGGCGGACACAUGGGGAUCUGACUAUUCCAGUAACUGGACUGGAGCCAAAUCAAAAUUAUUUAUUCCGGGUUGCUGCUAUGAACCAAAGAGGCCGGUCAGAAUUUGUUGAAACCAAACCGAUCUCGACGAAAUUGCAUUACGGUAGGCUGACAUGCAACGCCCUUGUAAUUUUUACACUUAUUAAUUCUCAAUAA